Molecule: messenger RNA, 4113 nt
Organism: Alosa alosa (allis shad)
Lineage: Eukaryota; Metazoa; Chordata; Actinopteri; Clupeiformes; Clupeidae
Gene: ap1ar
Product: adaptor related protein complex 1 associated regulatory protein
Exons: 10
Coding region: 328-1224 (298 amino acids)
Biological process (GO): negative regulation of cell motility; negative regulation of substrate adhesion-dependent cell spreading; regulation of Arp2/3 complex-mediated actin nucleation
Molecular function (GO): AP-1 adaptor complex binding
Source: RefSeq, a predicted model, not a curated record
ACAAAAGGAUAGCUAGCCCUGAUCUAACACGUCAGGUGAAGAUGCUGCAUUUGACUGGUCUGUCACAGGUCAGACAUGAGACUGUUUGGGCCAGUUCAGCACCUCCUUACACAACUGUAAACCGUCAUGUUUAGGCUGCCAACAAAAGGCGCGUCUGGUUUUGUUCUGCCUUUAGGUAACGUUAACGUGUUAGCUAUGAUUCUAAGUUUGUUUCUAGAAUGAUGAUCCUGGUCACUGAUAUGUAGCUUCUCGGCUAGCUUGUCACCUAACUAUCCAGUUUCAACAUAACUAGCUGAUCAUCCUGGCUCUCCACUUUGACAUAAUGCCAUGGGGAACUGUUGGUCUCACUGCUAUGCGUUAUUUAGAAAAGAAGCAAAUAGAAUUCAACGAGGAGGAGGGUCCAAGUACUUCAGAAGUAGUACAACAGGGGAGCACUAUACUAUAGAGUUUGAGAACCUUGUUGAAAGCGAUGAGGGGGAAAGUUCAGAAACUUGUCCCAGACCAAUCAGUGAAGAGGAGAUCAACCACCUGAAGGAGCUUCGCUACACUGCCAUUGCAGACCAGCAGACAUUGAUCGAUGAGAAGCUGCGUGCGGAGUUAGUGGCACAAGAGGAGGCGUUAAGGCUAGAGGAAGAGGCUAUAUGUGCAGCCCAACGGGAGGCCGCCCGGUUGGCACGGGAACGAAGGCUGCAGGAGCAGCAACAAGAGCAAGGACACAAAGGGCGGCCUGAAGCCGAGACUGCUCCGACCCAGAGGAAACCUGGUGCUGGUGGGGAGUUUGAUGUCUACCUGCAGAGUGUGAAGGCCCAGUCAGAAGCCUUCCGCAGUAGCCGGCUGUCAUCGGAGACAAAUGUGGUCACCCCAAACACAGAGAGCAGCUGGGACUUCACCAGCAAGCGCUCCACAAACGAUGAUGGCACCUCCUUGGACCUGGAGUGGGAGGAUGAAGAAGGCAUGAACCGCUUGGGUCCAGCGUGGGAGCGCUCGAAGACCGAGGAGGACAUUCUCCGUGCAGCGCUGCGUCCCUGUGGGAAGGCGGUGGGUAGUGGUCCCACCUCCACCUCGGAGGACUCCAACGCCCUGGAGUGGGAGAACGACUUUGUGAGCGCCCACGCCGAGGACAACGAGGAUGACGAAGAGUUUGAGGGCUUCGUCAACCCCGUGUUGGACACGCCCUCGGAAGGCACACCGGAGACGCUUGACGUGGAGAGUCAGGAGAGAUAGUCCCAGCUAUGUGCCAGUGAAGGUGCGGUCAGCAGACCACUUUGGUCCAGUCUCAACUUCAACCUAAACUCCCUCAGUCAGAUGCAGCCCAAAACCUGCAGGAGUUGGUCUGUGUACGCCCAAACCAGCCCUAACUAGAUCAGAAGACCUACAGUCACUUUCCAGAGUUGUCUAUAGUCAAAUGUUUAUAUUCCUGCACUGUAGGAAUUAAAAUACCACUACUGGUUAGACUCUGAGACUGGACGAUGCGCUAGAAGAGUUCCAGUUUGAAUCCAAAUUUGACAGUUUGUUUAUUACACUGAUCAGGUAAAAAACUUUCUAAAUUAAAUGUAACAGUCAAGAUUGGGGUGAAGUUCUCCUUCUUUAAGAUGUACUGUCUCCCAUGUGUUUGAAAGGGUUGUGUUUCUUUCAGCCUUAAUUCUAAAUUGGCCUGUUUUCAGAACAUUUAAUUAUUAAGUGCAAUUCAUACGGCCUCUGAUUGGAUGUGAGAGAGCUUCUGUUCACAGAGUGGGUUGCAUGAAGACCACCAUUUCUGUCAUUGUGUCUCGUCCAAAGCAACAUUGUCUGCUUGAAUUCAGUGCCUACAAGAAAAAUAAGACCAUAAAUAAAUUGUAAAUACAAAAUACUGCAACCUUUGGAGAAAAAAUGAAAAAUUGAAACUCCUCUUUCUUUAAAAAGAAAGGUUUACAUCAAGGCAGUGGGAACCAUCUCUUGUGAAAUUGUGAUCUUGUUUCUGAAUGACCCUGACUUGGGGCCGGGUGUCCAUAUAGCGUUUUUCACUGGUAGUACGCUGGAGAGAACUUCAUCCCAGCAUUUCAUCGAAGAGAGCAUGUGGGGUUCGAUAUUACCACUCCAACACCACCAGCGCCUUUUCUGAAAAGUUGACAAAUGUUCAACUAAGUUAGAAAUGCUCAGAUCGAUUGCACAAGAAAGGUGGAGCACUCUGAGAGGGAGGGGGAAAAAAUGAAGAAACAGAAAUUCUUUCUGGGCACAGCACUUUUUCUCCAGGCGGCUGCAUAUGAUUGAGCCUCAUUGGGGGAAAAAUCACUGGCUUUCUAAAAAAAAAAAUGCUAUAUGAACUGUCAGCCUUAAGAAAUGUUGCUUUUCUAAAACUACCAUUUGAACAAAGGCCAGAAGGUUUUAGAGACUGGGUUGAUCUGAUGUCAAAUCAUCAGAGGGAAAUCUCAAUCUGUUUUGUACGCUUGAUGAUGUUCUACCUCUGGGUUUGAUAGGUCACAAACUGGAAAACAAAUUCACUAACCCAAAACUGCCACUCUAGUCUAUUGAGUCAAUGGCACAGAAGAAUGUAGAGGAGCCUAAAAUUCAGUGAUGUAUAACCAUUUAUUUUUACCUUUUAUGUUUUGGAUUAUUAUUCUAGAUGUGAAAUCACAGGGAUUGGGGGAAAUCUUAUAACAGUUUUUUUUCUCUUAAAAAAGAAGUAACAAGCAUGUAUUUAGAUCACAUAUGUAUGCUGUAGGUGUUUUAGAGGGUUAAAACUACAGACUUAAAUGUAGGCUUUUCCACAGCACAAUCACUGACCGGCAUCCAAGAAUGACUGAGGGCACAAUGGUUGUUGACAAUGGUCCAUUAUUUGCAAAUGAGUUACGGUACUUUUACAUGGGACUGUACCUAGCUUUCUGAAAGAGCAUCUAUUACUGUAGUCAAUGUGGUAAGAACACAAUCUGAAUGAGCUUCUUGUUGUCCUUCAUGUGGUUUUGUUAUUUCUUUCAUCGAAUGUGCUUUUGGGACUACCGUAAUAUCACAAGCAAUGUGUUUCAACAAAAAAAGAUGAUCAUUUUGAUAAUGCCUUUUUUUCAUUGGCUAAGAUUGGUGAGGGUGCACUCACACAGUAAGUGGAGGCAACUGUGACUUUUUUUUAAAAAUGCUUUAACACUCACUGUGUUUUGUCCUCACUGUGUGACCAAUAGCUUUAAACAUAUUUUUAUGCGUUCAUGUCCGCUUCUGUCUAAAAUAUCCAGCACUCAGUUGUAAAAUAUGUCAUAUGUUUCAAAUCAGUGCAGUGCAUAUAUCUACUGAAUGAUAGCUAUUUUAGAGCCAACCGUUUUUUUUUUUUUGCCCCCUUAGUAGAUUUUAAGAUGAUGUGUCAUUUGCAACAUGUUUACCAGAAUAGUGCAGGUCAUAAUAAUAAAAACAAAAAUCAUUCCCUAGAGUGCUUAGGAGUGUGCUUCACCGGCUGCUAUGUUCCCUGAAGGCAUCACUAUGCGACCACAUUACUGAGUAACACAGAGAGCGUGGGCAUUGUACAGGGAUGUUUUUGAGAAAUGCUACCCAUAUUAAUUUGGGAAAUAGCAGGGUAUUUGUUAAUUUAGGCCAAAACGCUAAGUCAAAGUCAAAGUCCUUAGAGACCGUCAGCACCACCCCUUCACACACUCCCUUCAUAUUAGUCAGAAGGAUGUCCACACCCUGCCGAAAAUACACGAGGAAGUGGACGCACUGCCAGCCGGACAAGUGCUGUACUGUACACUCAGUCAAAGGACAGAUCUGGGCACAGUGAAAUUUGGAAGGAGCCAUAUGUGAAAGUGAGUGGUUCAUUCACCGGGCUCAGUGACUCACUUUCCUCUCAGAGCUAUUCUAUAUUUUCGAGCUUACAAGAGCUUAAUUGUGUUGUACAUUUGGCUCUGUGACUGGAAGAACCAAGGGGAUGUGUGUUAGGAAAUCUCCAGAGCCUUCAUAUAUUUUUUAUUUGUGCUUGUGUGUUAAUCUUUUUACUUUUUACUCUUUAUUAACGUGAGUCUGAAUAAUUAUGUGGAUGUUUGCAAUCCCACUGGCCUCGUGGAAAGAAUGAAAUAAACCUCCUGUACUUUUGAUUUGCCCAGACUCACACAAAAAUCUGGUAAAUAACAUGUAAAUAAAAGUGAAUAAAAUUAA